Messenger RNA from Neomonachus schauinslandi (Hawaiian monk seal), 2038 nucleotides. It is a transcript of the gene HMGN4, whose product is annotated as high mobility group nucleosomal binding domain 4. Gene Ontology annotation, molecular function: nucleosomal DNA binding. The record is from RefSeq and is a predicted model, not a curated record. The transcript has 3 exons. Gene Ontology annotation, cellular component: chromatin; nucleus. Gene Ontology annotation, biological process: chromatin organization. The coding region runs from base 386 to 658 and encodes 90 amino acids. Lineage: Eukaryota; Metazoa; Chordata; Mammalia; Carnivora; Phocidae.
GCGGCCCGGGCGGCGGCCUGACGUAUCGCGAGGGGAGAAGCGGCUCUCCCCCGCUCCGACGCGAGGCGGCCGGCCGCCCGCAGCCCCGGAAGCGGUUCCUCGCCGCCCGCCGCCUUCCUGUUCCCGGCAGGGCCCGCUGCGCGCGUCUCCCCUCGGCCCCACGGCCCGCGCCGGCCCUGCCCCAGCCCAGGGCACCCGCGCGGCCCGGGCGGCAGCUGGGCGCCCGCGCCUCUCGGACGGCCGCGGGACUCCGGUCUCUGGAGAGUCAGCCCGUGGGCUCCUGAUAAGCGUCCUAAAGCAGUCUUUCUAGAAGCAGUGUGAGGAAGACAGAAACCGCCCCCCCUCCCUGGACUGGCCAAGCCACCUGCCCAGCACUGCUGCCAUCAUGCCCAAGAGGAAGGCAAAAGGAGAUGCUAAAGGUGACAAAGGGAAGGUGAAGGAUGAGCCACAGAGGAGAUCGGCACGCUUGUCUGCUAAACCGGCUCCUCCAAAACCAGAACCCCGGCCUAAAAAGGCCCCUGCGAAGAAAGGAGAGAAGCUGCCCAAAGGGAGAAAGGGGAAAGCGGAUGGUGGCAAGGAGGGGAACAACGCUACAAAGAACCUAGAUGCUUCCACAGUCCAGUCACAGAAAGCAGAAGGCAGUGGGGAUGCCAAGUGAAGUGUACUUUUUUUGAUAGCUCUGUACUUCUAGUGACUCUACUGUUCGAAAUACUAUUUUUCUUUAAUCAAGUUUUAUAACAAUAUAGAAUUUGGGUUUUUUUUUUUUUUUCCAAACUUACGUUGUUAGCAUACAAGACACAUUGUUGUUGUGUUUUGUGGUAAGUGCAAAUACCACUAAUAGAAUGUCUCAGAAGCUGGAUUGAAAUGGGGAAGAUGGGAUCUUCGGUCCUUGUUUUUGAAGAUUAUUCUUGGCUCCCAGGAGAGAUUCUCUGACAUUCACACAUGUCAGCCACUUUGGCUUAGAAGCCUUACAGCAUAGAGGAGCAAAACUUCAUGUCUUCUUUCCUGAUGCCGUCAGCAUAUGCUUGACUUACUGAAAUAGUUGUGAUGUGGCCUUGGCCCCCCUAAAAUCCUGUGUCGGGUAACAAUACUCAGGCUUUCUGGUGAUAACAUCAAGACGGUGUUGCUCUAAAGAAGCCGAGAUUCCUGUUUGUAGGUGGUGGGUCGUCCCACUGAUGGUCUUAAGAGUUUUUAGUUCCUUUCUUCCAUGUCCGAGUUGACCUGUGAAAAGAUCUUACAUGCCUCUUGUGAAAUAUCCACCCCUUCUGAGAACUCCGCCUUUUCAAAACAGCAACAGAAGACUGUUGACUUUUGGGGAAGGGGAGUUUGAAAGUUGUAAAACGUUAUGGAUUGUCAACUAUGUCCUCCUGGAAGUAACUGGUUUCGAAAAGUCUCUGAUAAAGCUGAAUACAAAUUAGCUUGGUGGUAGGGGGAUCAUUUCCUACCCAAAGUCAUAGAGAUAUUCUUUACUGCAUUGUAAACAUCUUAUAGUCUUGCUUUUCACAUUUGUCUUUAGUCUGCUCUGAACUGAUUUUUGUGAAAAGUAGGAGAUAGAAGUUCAGUAUGAUAUUUUUUCCAUAUGGGUAAGUGGUGGUUGUCCCAGCACCAUUCUCUGAAUACUUAAUUCUUUCCCACUGAUCUAUAACACCAGCUCUUUCAUAAAUAAAGUCUCUCUGUGUGGGUGGGUCUGUUGAUGAUUUCUAUUCUGACUCACUGGUCACUUUGUCUAACCUUAUGGCAGUGCUAUACAAUCCUGAGUACUACAACUUUAGAAAACAGUCUUGAUAUCUCAGGACAAAUCCCACCUCCAAAAAAAUUACCACCGAAUUUUUCUUCCUCGGGAGUGUCUUGGCUAUUCUUAGCCAUUUGCUCUUCUGUACAACUUUUGAAUUAGAUUGACAAGUUCUAAAACAAAACAAAAAUGUUGGAAUUUUUAUUGGAUUUGUAUUGAAUUUAUAGACUAAAUACAAUGUUGAGUCUUCCAAUCCAUGAACAUGAUAUACUUCUCCAUUUAUUUAGCCUUUUUAAAUGUCUUUCA